Acytostelium subglobosum LB1 is the source of this 1617-nucleotide messenger RNA. RefSeq lists its product as hypothetical. Gene Ontology annotation, cellular component: plasma membrane. Lineage: Eukaryota; Evosea; Eumycetozoa; Acytosteliales; Acytosteliaceae. The record is from RefSeq and is a predicted model, not a curated record. The coding region runs from base 1 to 1617 and encodes 538 amino acids. The transcript is spliced from 2 exons. Gene Ontology annotation, molecular function: transmembrane transporter activity. Gene Ontology annotation, biological process: transmembrane transport.
AUGGGAAACUUCGAUGAUGAUGUACCUGUUUCAACAGGUUACUCACCAAAACAACAACAACAAAAUCAACAACAACCAUAUCUACCUCCACAACAGCCAUACUAUCCACAGUAUCAAGCACCAGUACCAUCAUAUCAACAGCAGCAACAGCCAAUCUACUCGAACCAACCAUAUCAACAACCAUACUACUCUGCUCAACCACAGCCACAACAACAAUACAAUGCUCAUGCACCACUAUUAAAGAAGGGAGAUAACAUAAAUGAUAUCGAUCAGAUUGAUAUCCAUGGCAACCAACACGAGCCCAUCGAGGGCCAGUACGUCUACGAGGACAACUGCCAAAAGUUCCCAGAGGCACCCAAGUACCAGGACGUGCUCUACACCAUCCUUUUCGUUCUGCACCUCGUUGGUCUGGGCGUCAUCUUUGGUGUGACCUUCACCGAGUCGUCGAGGGAGAGCUUCGUGUCCAACUUCUACGGCGUCAGAUAUGAGCGUGUGCUCAUUGUCAUUGGCGUCAGCUCAAUCGUCUCGCUCAUCUACGUCAUGGGCUGGUUGCGCAUCGCCGCCAAGCACGCCAAGGGUUUGAUCAACUUCACCUUCCUCUUCAACCUUGCCCUGUGCGUCGUCACCACCGUCUUUGCCUUCAUCUACAACCAAAUCCUCCUUGGAGUCCUCUUCCUCAUCUCGACCAUCCUCACCUUCUUCUGGUACCUCGUCUUUAGAAAGAGAAUCGACUUCUCUGCAGCUCUCCUCACCUCUACCAUUGAGCUCUUGCAAAGAUUCCCAAGUGCCUUCAAGCUUGGAUACAUUUCAUUGUUUGUCAACAUUGUCUGGUUGUUCAUUUGGUCAGCAAUCUACUUCCGUAUCUACUACGUGUUUGAUCAGAACACCUUCUACGGCCUCUCGGUCUACAUGGUGUUCUCAUUCUACUGGGUGGCCAACGUGAUGAAGAAUGUCGUGCACACCACCAUCAGUGGUUUGUUCGCUUCAUGGUACUUCCUCGAGGGCACCGACGUCGGCAUGCCCGAGAACCCAACACUCAAGUCGUUCAAGCGCACGAUGACCACAUCGUUCGGCUCAAUCUGCUUUGGUUCAUUGCUCGUCGCCAUCAUCACCACUCUUCGCUACCUGGCCCAACAGUUGAUGAACUCGGACAACAACUUUGUCAAGUUCAUUGGCUGCCUCAUCAACUGCUUCCUGGCCAUCUUCCAGAGCAUCAUUGAGUUCUUCAACAUCUACGCCUACACCCAGGUGGCUAUCUAUGGCAAGUCAUACUGCGAGGCCGCCAAGGACACCUUCCAGCUGUUCAAGCAUCGUUGUGCCGACAUCAUCAUCAACGACGACUUUAUCAGCACUGCUCUCUCCAUGUCAGUGUUCUUUGGCGCCAUCGUUGGUGGCAUCAUCGGAGGCAUCGUCUCAUACUGUGUCUAUGGCACAUCUGUCGAUGGUCUGUUCACCUUCUUCACCACUUUGACCUUUGUCCUCAUCGCCUUGGAGGUCGUCUACUCUGGUGUUGUCUCGACCAUCGUCUGUUUCUUGAUGGAGCCAAAGAUCCUGAAGGCUUCCAAGCCAGAGAUCUACCAACUCUACACUUCCACCUACAAGAAGAUCGUUCUCUAA